CCUGGAUCCGCCUCUGCUCCCACAGGAAACGAGAAAAGCAAGUGAUCGGUUUUACAGAAAAUAUUUUGUGGAUGCAUUUUUGUAUAAAUGCAAAAAUGCGGCAGCAAAUUCCAAGUGAGAGUGAAAAUACAUCAUUUGAAAAUGUGUCCCAUGAAGUUCCUGUGUAGAGCUGGCCAAAUACGAAAGCAGCUGGAGGGCGGAGGGAUGGCAAUAAACUACAAAGAAGAAGUUGAUGUGUAUAACCUAAAAAUGUGAACUGAGUCAUCAUCACAGUACAAUUCUGUCAUGUACUGUGGUCAUCAUUGGAACUGAGUAAGAUAAAAAAAAUACUGUGAUUGUUGUGAUAAAGAUAAGAUGAAAAAGAGAAUAUUUGUAACUGUAGGAACAACAAAAUUCCCAAAACUAAUUAAUACAAUUACUAACGAGCAAGUAAUUCGUUCUUUUAUAUCUUUAGGGUAUGAUUAUAUUCAAAUUCAAACUGGAAAAGAUGCCAUCAAACCACCAGUUAUUGAUUUACCCCACACAAUAAAGCAAGAAGGAACGUCUCUUAUUAUAGAAAUCCAAGACAAGUUGGUAAUCAAAUAUGAUUCAUACUUCGAAGAUUUCGAACCAGAAAUAGUAAAGAGUGAUUUGGUAAUUAGUCAUGCAGGUGCAGGGACUUGUUUGGAAGUGCUCAAGAAAGGAAAACAUCUGUUAGUUGUAGUUAACGAAGACUUAAUGGAUAAUCAUCAAAGAGAAUUAGCAGGGCAGCUUCAAGAUAGUGGCUACUUAUAUUAUUGUACUUGUGAUACACUCAAUGAGAUGUUAAACAAAAACUUUUCGGAUUUAAAACCAUAUGGGGUUGCUGAUAGAACUUUAUUUUCAACUUAUUUAAAUAAAAGUAUGGGAUUUGCUUAACAUGAUAGUUUUAUUAAAUUUAAUGUAAGAAAUUCACAAUGCUGUAUUUGGACAUGCAGUUUGUUUGAAUUAAACAAGGAAUUGUCAUCAGCAUUGCAUCCUAGAUUCCUAGCACUAAAAUUUACCAAUUUUUUCAUAAUAGUUUAGUCUCUUUGUCAACAGUUGAUUUUGUUCUCUACAUAUUAUUCUAAAUGGUUUUAUACCUCAACCUUCCACAGUUGUUUCUGUUCAUCACUAAUCAUUGCCAAUCUUCCUCGUCCACAUCAAUCUUAGUUUACCUCUACUUCUAUUUCCUACUGGUACCACUAAUAGAGUCCAUCUGGGUGAGCAAUUUUCAUUUGCUCUUGACACAUUAUGUCCAGUCCAUAUAUUUUUGUGGAAGAUAUUACAUCUCUCCCAUUUAAUAUUUCUUUAUACCUCUAAUAAAAUUCGAAGUUAUAUUGACUUCUCCAAAUACCAUUCUCACAGAUUGUGCCAAUGAUUCUUCUUAGUAUCUUCCUUUCAAAGACAAGCAAAUGGUUCAUGUUUCUGGCCCAAAUGUCAGCACUGGUAGUAUGAGUGUUCUAUAACAUAUUGUUCAUUUGGUUUAAAUUUCUGUUGGUUUAGUCCAAAAUAACAUUAUUUGUUCAUUCCAUUUUUAUUUAACAUUUCAACAAAUCUCCCUUUUUGUUCAGGGGCUAUAAAAUGACAGUACACUAUUCCUUUGGCGAAAAUAUCAUGGACAGAACAUGUCACAAACAAAGAGGUUCUGAGAAAGAUGAAUAAAGAAAUGGAAGUCUUAAAUACAAUCAAAACCAGAAAAUUGGAAUAUCUUAGACAUAUUACACGUGGAGAGAGAUACAAUUUGCUCCAAUCAUUAUGCAGGGAAAGAUUCCAGGAAAAAAAGCAUAGGGAGAUGCAGAAUAUCGUGGCUGAGCAACCUGAGAGAAUGGUAUGAAUGAACAUCAAAUGAACUUUUCAGAGCAGCCGUCUCCAAAGUCCAAAUAGCUAUUAUGAUUGCCGACCUCUGUUGUGGAGAUGGCACUUGAAGAAGAAGAUUCCUUUGGCAUUUGUUCUUCCCAAAUUUUGACCAUUAUGCUGUACAGUAGAGCGUCGAUAAUCCGAACUAAUUGGUACAGGGGUAGUUCGGAUUAUCAAAUUGUUCGGAUUAUCAAACAUAUCGUCGGUAUACUGCGAAAACCAGAUAAAUGACAAAUUUUAAAAUGUUGAGUUAAGUAUACCAAAAUUCUCAGCUUUUUAUGCUCUACAUACAGGUAAAACUCCAUAAAUGAUACAACUUACCAUUCAGCAGAUAAUUUGUGUAAUAAACAAAUAAGUUACACCUAACCAACUUUUCAUUUUCAAAUAAAACAAUAUAUCGCUACUUAAUUCCAUAAAAAAUCAAAGUUCUGUUGCAUGUAAAACCAACUAAGCGCACAUUUAUAUUUGUCGGACAAUAAUAUAUUUCUACUGCUGUAUAUCUACCAUAUUCAGUAAAAAGGUGAUCUUUAAUACAGUGUGAUUUAUUUUGAUUUACAGGUAAAACCAGGUAAGUGAUUGCACCUGGAUCUUAAACUUAGGUUUAAUCAGCUAGGUCUCUUAACUUUUUCAAACUAAUGAUAGAAUAUUAUUUCUGAUAUAUGCAUCUUUCACUAGCAUAUCGAAUAUCAUAACACAAAUGAUCCGCUUAAUUCAAAAUAAAGCACUAAACUUUAAAAACGUUUUUUCUUGAUUUCGGUAUUUCAACAUUUACCUGGUUUUCGUAGUAUACCGACGAUAUGUUCAAAAUACAUACAAAGCUACACAUCAAGACAAUAAACAACUCUAUUUAAAUCAUCAUCUGUAUUGUAACUAAUUGUCAGUGAUAUUGUGAUUACCGCCACAUACAAAUAUUUUUUUUUUAAUUAUUGUCUUGUAUUAAUUAUAACAAAAAACAUAUACUGUAUUAAUGUUUAUUAUUUGUGUAAAUUGGCUGAAAGACUUCGGUCGAUGGCCUUUUGGUACAUUGUAUCAAUAAAGUAUGUCUCUCUCUCUACAUACAAAGCUCAUAAACAUAGUACAUAUAUUAUGUACAUACGUUUUAGUUACAAGGAAUAAAACACCUGCAUAAUAAACAAAUAUAUUGUAUGUUUUUCUGCAUAAAUAAAACAAAAAUCCGCGGUCAUAUUUUGCCCAUAUUGUCAUUAACCUUUCGUUACUCGCGUCAACUUUUUGUGAUCGGAUACUCGCACACGGUGCAGGAGACCGGGUCCAAAAAUAUGGGUCAGCAGUGUUUUAAAAUUAUUUUUUUUUGCAAAAUUGUGUACGAUUAAAUUAUUUAAUGAAUAUAUGAUCAUAUAAUUUUGUAGAUAUGCGUUUGUGUUCACAUUAUAUUACUUUAAUCAAAAAUUUAAUAAUUUUCAUUGUUAUCCAUUUAUAUGUAUAUACAAAAACUUUGGAAGUGAAAAAAAAUUGAAUAUGGUUAAAUUUGUUUACUAAGAACUUUAGAUCUUAAUUCAAUACACAAAAAAAUUAAAAAUAAAGAGUA
This is a messenger RNA of Diabrotica virgifera virgifera (western corn rootworm), 3403 nucleotides long. RefSeq names its product UDP-N-acetylglucosamine transferase subunit ALG13 homolog (gene Alg13). Bases 355 to 897 code for a protein of 180 amino acids. NCBI's taxonomy places the organism in Eukaryota, Metazoa, Arthropoda, Insecta, Coleoptera, Chrysomelidae. Gene Ontology annotation, biological process: dolichol-linked oligosaccharide biosynthetic process. The record is from RefSeq and is a predicted model, not a curated record. The transcript has a single exon. Gene Ontology annotation, molecular function: hexosyltransferase activity.